AUGGACGAGACUGACAAGCAAGUAGAAGACUCCACGGAAUUGAGCAAGGAAGAAAGAUUGGAAUUAGCCAAGAAGAAAUAUGAAGAAUUGAAGAAGAAAAAGAAAAAGAAGAAAAGUAAAGACAAGAAAAAAGAAGAUACUGAAGAAAAGGAGAGUACACAAGAACCUGAAGAAGUAAACAACGAUAAAGAUCAGGAAGACAUUGAAGAGACAAAACCAGAAGAAUCUACAGUUUUGGAGGGUGAACAAAAAGAGGUAAAAGAUGAAGCUGUUGAAGGGGACAAAGAAGUGAUCGAAGAAGCAGAAACAGAAGCAGAAGCUGAAAAAGAAAUCAAAGAGCCAGUGAAAGAAGAAACAAUUGAAUCAACAGAACCAGAAGAAUCCAUAAAGAUUGAAACGACUGUCGAGGAAGUGAAAACUUCCAAUCCUCAAACAUCAGGAAUACAGACCGAAUCACAAUCUAUCGAGGAACUCAAGGAAUUAAUAGCGGUCCAAGAAAAGACCAUCAAAAGAUUGAGAGAUGAAAAUACAGACUUGAAGCUCCAAAAGAUGGAUCUCUUGGACAAGAUCAAAACUCUUGAAGUUUCAUCGAGUACUGCAGCAUCUCCUCAGUCGCCCAUUAAACAUAUACCCGCAAAACCAGUUUAUGUCAAAAAUGACUAUUCUGAAGAAAAUAAUGAGGUCAAUGAAGUAACUGAUUUCAGAGAAAGGUUGUUGGUGUGGAAGAAUUGGCAAGUCAACAUGACCGAUUGGUCCAGUACUUAUUUAACAGAGAAAGUUACUAUGUAG
Messenger RNA from Yamadazyma jaroonii, 789 nucleotides. NCBI's taxonomy places the organism in Eukaryota, Fungi, Ascomycota, Pichiomycetes, Serinales, Debaryomycetaceae. The record is from the annotation of a GenBank genome assembly.